Molecule: messenger RNA, 1729 nt
Organism: Nomia melanderi (Alkali bee)
Lineage: Eukaryota; Metazoa; Arthropoda; Insecta; Hymenoptera; Halictidae
Product: cytochrome P450 6a2
Molecular function (GO): iron ion binding; heme binding; monooxygenase activity
Source: RefSeq, a predicted model, not a curated record
UCGGCGUUUCUAUAAAGUAGCAGAGGAUCGGAUUAUUCCUUGCAGUAUUUUCUCGGAUAAACUUUUGUAAAGUGAGCAUUUCAGUGAUGUGAACGUUCGUAUGAUAUAGUACUCUUACGAAUACUGGGACUCUUCUAUCUAUAUAAAAUUCUAGACAAUUAAGCGCAAUGUUCCUAGAGACAUGGUUAAUAUUAGAGAUUCUGGGUCUGGCGAUUCUAGCAGUCGCUGGAUUAUACAUAUAUUACAAAUAUUAUGUCUUUGAAUUCUGGAAUAAGAAAGGAGUGUUCACUGUUGAGCCAACAUUUCUUGUUGGCAAUAUGAUGCCGAUUCUGUCCGGCAAAACGUCACAUGGCGACUUCUUUCGGGAUAUGUACGAGCAAAAUAAAAAACAUUCCCUCCUUGGCGUAUAUAUGUUGCACAAACCCCAUCUCAUGGUGAAUGAUCUUAAUUUAGUCAAGGAGUUGUUAACGAAGAAUUUCUCGAGUUUCCACGAUCGUGGAGUAUUCUUCAACGAAAAGACAGAUCCGCUUUCCGGGAAUUUGUUUCAAAUGCCCGGGAAGAAAUGGAGAAACUUGAGGGUGAAACUGACGCCGACUUUCACUUCUGGAAAGAUUAAACAAAUGUUCCCGACCCUGCAAGAACUCUCAGACAGACUAUGCAAAUAUUUGGAUGAAAAGGCCGAAUUGAAAGAAUCAAUCGACGUGAAAGAUGUUUUUGAAAGGUAUACGGUGGAUAUUAUCAUAUCAGUGGCAUUUGGAAUAUCUUGCGACAGUUUCGAAAAUCCGAACAAUGAAUUUCGGUCCUGGGGCAAAAAGAUAUUCGAGCCGAGGAUCGUAUGGAACACUCUAAUAUUUUGGGCGCCGCAGGUGCUCGAUUUCUUUUCUUUGCCUUAUACCGACCGGGGGGUCACGAAAUUUUUCACCACCAUGUUUCGGGAUACGGUGGAAUACCGGGAGGCCAAUAAUAUCGUCAGAAAAGAUUUUUUGAACUUGCUGAUGCAACUGAUGAGAAAUGGAUACUUGGAUCCAGACGAGGACGCAAAGACUGAGGCUGAAGCAAAAAUGGACAAUAAUAAAUUAGAGCUCCUACAAGCUGCAGCGCAAGCCUACGUUUUUUACAUAGGUGGAUUCGAGACAUCCUCGACGACAAUCACAUACUGUAUGUAUGAGUUAGCAAAACAUCAAAAUAUACAAGAUAAAUUGCGAAAUGAGAUUCAAACUGUUAUCAAACAACACGGCGGCUUUACGUAUAAUGCUGUAAACGACAUGCCUUAUUUGCACAAAGUGGUUUCAGAAACUCUGAGGAAAUAUCCUCCGAUUGGCACUCUAAAUCGCGUGUGCACGAAAGAACAAUGGAUCGAUGAAGAAGGCGUUACAGUUCCUCUAGGAAUGCCUGUAAUAAUACCCGUUUUUGGUAUUCACCGGGAUCCCGAUAUAUAUCCAGAACCGGAAAAGUUUGAUCCGGAACGCUUCUCCGAGGAGAAUAUCAAAGCUAGACAUUCGUACGCUUAUCUGCCAUUUGGAGAGGGGCCAAGGAUAUGUAUCGGUUCACGGUUUGGAUUGCUGCAAGUAAAAAUUGCUGUAAUAAAUACAUUACUCAAACACAGGGUGAAACCUACACCCAAUACGCCGGAUACCUUGGAAUAUGAAACUGGUUCUAUAGUUCUACUACCAAAAGGUGGUGUGCACCUUAACAUUGAGCGGUGUGUAUCUUGACAUGAUUACGAAUU